UCUGUACAGCCCGCUCUGGCGACUAGUUUACCGAAGGCGUGGAUGUGUUGGUUUGUAGCCGUUGCUAUUGAUAGGAUUUUUCAGGUGAUAGUCUCAAGUGACUAACAGGGUGCGUUUUAGCGUCCCGGAUCUCUGAGAGGAAGAGGGCUACAGCUUUUGCACCUCCUCCUCCUUAAGACCCUUUCACCUUUGACCCUGCACUUUGCUGUCAGUACGAAUCACACAAAAUGGUAUUUGUUGAGGUCAGAUGAACUGAAGACACCUAUAGUGUGUUAAGAGCAGGCGAUAUGGUGUGUGGGGUUGAAUUCUGGGUGGCAGAAGAGGUGGGAUCAGAGCCGGAAGUGAAGAAGGAGCCGGAGAAGUCUCCAGAGGAGCAGGAGGCCGAGCAGCAGACCAAUCCCAGCGAGAGUGCACCCAACGGGGACGCCGAGCCCCAGCCUGCCCCCGACAACGCAGAGAACGCGGAGGCAGAGCCUGCCCCAUCUGACCCUCUGAGUACGCCCUCGCCCGACGGGCAGAAGAAAGAAAAGGGCAUCUCUCGCUUCCUGCCCCCAUGGCUUAAACGGCAGAAGUCCAAUAGCCAGGCGGAGCCCAGGGACGGCCACGCCCCCACCGACACGCCCACUCAGCCGCCGACGCAGGAGGAGCUAGAGGACGGACAGGAAGAGGAGGGGCCAAAAGGCGAAGGCACUGCUGUCCAGCCAACGGGGGGAGCGCAGGAGGUGCAGAGCGGAGAGGAGGAGAGCCCCGUCGCCAACGCGGAGACGCAGCCUGUGAAGCAGAAGGAAGGAGAAGAGUGGGCUCCGGAGAGCGGCGUUCCCUCUGCUCUCAAACUCGGCAAGAAAAUGAAGAUCACGGUGUGUCAUGUGACCCUGCUAGACGGCACUCAGUUCCCGUGCGAAGUGGAGAAACGGGCAAAGGGUCAGUACCUGUUCUCUAAGGUGUGUGAACACCUGAACCUGUUGGAGAAGGAUUACUUUGGCCUGAGUUUCAAAGACAACACAGAUCAGAGGUGCUGGCUGGAUCCCACUAAGGAGAUCAAGCACCAGAUUCACAACUCUCAGUGGCAGUUUGCCUUCAGCGUGAAGUUCUACCCUCCGGACCCCUCCCAACUGACCGAGGACAUCACCAGGUAUCUCCUGUGUCUGCAGCUCAGGCAGGACAUCUCCUUGGGCCGCCUGCCCUGCUCCUUUGUGACCCAUGCCCUCCUGGGCUCCUACACCUUGCAGGCCGAGCUUGGCGACUACGACCCUGACCAGCAUCGCUCCGACUACAUCGCCCAAUUCCAUUUUGCCCCCACCCAAACCAAGGAGCUGGAGGUGAAGCUGGCGGAGCUGCACAAAUCCCACAAGGGAAUGACUCCAGCCCAAGCUGAUAUUCAGUUCUUGGAAAACGCCAAGAAGCUCUCCAUGUAUGGCGUGGAUCUACAUCACGCGAAGGACUCGGAGGGCGUGGACAUCAUGCUUGGUGUGUGUGCUAACGGACUGCUGAUCUAUAAGGAUCGUCUGAGGAUCAACCGCUUUGCCUGGCCCAAAAUCCUCAAGAUCUCAUACAAGCGCUGCAACUUCUACAUCAAGAUCAGACCUGGAGAGACAGAGCAGUUUGAAAGCACAGUAGGAUUUAAGCUGCCCAAUCAUCGCGCUGCCAAACGGAUUUGGAAAGUCUGUGUGGAACAUCACACGUUUUUCAGGUUGACGAGCCCUGAACAGCCGGUCAAGUCCAAGUUCCUGACGCUGGGCUCCAGGUUCCGCUACAGCGGCCGCACGCAGGCUCAGACGCGGCAAGCCAGCGCACUCAUCCACCGCUCUCCACCUGACUUCCAGAGAACGUCUAGCAAGCGCAGCGCUCGCAGUCUGGAUGGAGCUCCAGUGGUGAGCGUGAGUGACCACACCCACCCUCUGGUCUCCACCCACGCUGCGGGGCCUGGCGAGAAUGGCCGCGACUCUGCCCUGGAGCUCUAUUCUGAUUCCAAGAGUCCACAGGUGGAGGAAGGGGCGGAGCCUGGCAAGGGAGCAGCUACUGCAGUUCCUGCUGAGCCUGCCUCGGAGACCUGGAAAGCUGCGGACGAUUCCUCUGAAUUAAAGAGGGAGCCGAGAGUGCAGGGGGAGAAUAUUUAUGUCAGACAUAGCAAACUAAUGCUGGAGGACCUGGAUAAGACUCAGGAGGAGGUUUUGAGGCAUCAGGCUAGCGUUAGCGAGCUAAAGCGCAGUUUUAUGGAGGCGGCCCCAGAGCCUCGGCCUGAUCAGUGGGAUAAGCGCCUGACGGGCAGUCCUGCUACCAGCCUGCAUCUGCAGGCCCAUGGGAGUUUAGAAGAGGAGCUCACCUCUCUGUUUUUGAGUAAAGCCUGUUUCUCUGGUCUGAUGGACCCCUGCAGUACCUCUGUGGCUCCACCAGAGAGCACACUUGCAGCAGUCUCCGAGAAAAGCCCCACCCGCCUCGAGAGUGCCCUGUCUGACAGCAGAGACAUCAGCAAGAGCACAGAGGAUGAUCAGAGUUCAGGGCUUAACGGUCAGCCAGAGGUCAUAGAGGUUGUGGAGGAGACAGUUGUUAUCGAGGAGGUCGUCAGAGUGGCCAGGCCCCAGAGCUCUGCCCCCGAAACCGCGGCAACGGAGCCAGCCCUCGAGGGGAAGGACGAGGGGAGUGCGUCAUCUGACAGUGAGAGCGAAGAGGAAGCGGAGUAUCACCCUCAGCUUUCCGGCUCCGCCCACCUCAUAAGAGAGGACCCGGAGGAGGAGGAGCAAGAGGUGGGGCUAAACCAGGAGGCCCCGCCCGCUGCGCUAAAGCCAUGUAUCAUCAGAGAGGAUGUUACAGACGAGGCUGCCGCUACAGCGGCCAACAUGGCAGAGCCAGCAGAUGCCCAGCAACAGGAAGGGGAGGUGUUGGUCAUACCUGAGAAAGCACCCAAUGGCCAUACCCAUGAUAGUGAAGCCCCUCCCACUCUCUUUGAUGAAGAGGAGGAGCCAAGCUUUGUCAACGGUGACGUGUCUCAUGUGGAAGGGGAGCAUGCGCCACAGGUGAUCUGUUGCUCGGAGCCUCCGGUGGUGAAAACGGAAAUGGUGACCAUUUCAGACACAUUUUCUGCUCAGAAGGCGGAGAUCACCACUAAGGAGGUGCCUAUCGUCCACACGGAAACCAAGACCAUCACUUACGAGGCUGCACAGUUGGACGGUAGUGGAGACGUGGAGCCAGGUGUUCUCAUGACUGCCCACACCAUCACCUCUGAAUCUCUGUGCACAACUACAACUACACAUAUCACCAAGACACUGAAAGGCGGGCUGUCGGAAACGCGGAUUGAGAAGCGCAUCGUUAUCACGGGUGACUCUGACAUUGACCAUGACCAGGCACUGGCCCAGGCCAUAAAGGAAGCCAAAGAGCAGCACCCAGACAUGUCUGUGACGCGGGUGGUGGUGCACAAGGAGACAGAUCUGGCCGAGGAAGAUGAAUAAAGCAGAGGAGAGCUGGAGCCUGUGAGAUUCUCUCACUUCGCUCGUGGAGACCGUCCCUCCAUUCUCCCCGCGAGUGUCCGCCUCAGGUCGGAGGAUGAGAGAAGACCUCCUCACCCAGACCGGAACGUCUGCGCCUCACAUACCCGUAUUUGGCAUCUAUCGUUCAAAACGCAGAACCACUUAGCUAACAUGUAUUGUGGCUUUUAAUCGUCUUUUUUGCGUUUAUCGUUGUUUUUUUGUUCCAGAAUACCUUUUAAUUGUUAUGCAGCAAUUGACAUUCCUGGUCAUACAGAAGGGUGAAGACGGGAGGAAAUGUGCUUAAAAAGAUGAAUUUUACAUUCUGCUCAGUUAUGGGUGUUUUAAUAUGCCAGCUGAUCGGUUUUAAAGGGGACUGGGAGAGUCUGGUUUGGGAGAAAAGGUGGGACUUAUUUUAAGAUAUCAACUCUCAUUGGUGUGUUUCUUAAGGGACCAGUGUUUGGGAAGGCACGGUGGGAAUGUUCCCUACUCAUGACCGUGCUAACCCUCCGCGUACGCAGUCUCUCACACACACACACACACACACACACACACACACACACACACACACACACACACACACACACACACACACACACACACACACACAGCACACACAUUCCACCACGGAGAGGUGCACUUUGUCUACCUCUCGGGGGGGGCACUAAAACCAAUUCACACCCUGGAAUAUUUCCUGACUGGCAGCUUUUCAGGACAUGGUUUUGUCAUUUUUCCUGCACAGCUUCCCAGCUUCAGCGAAUGUUUCUUUUUUUCACCCCAUGUUUCUGCAUCGUCUUCUCUGUGAUCUGAUUAUUUUAAAUGUGAUGGGUAGAUGAGAGAGGUCUCUUUGCCCCUUUUAAAAUAUUUUUUCAAAUUUUUUAAUAUAUUUAGUUUUGUUUUAUAAUAAGGGACACGUGUAACGUGGAUUCACCACCAUGGAAUCUUUCACAUGUAAAUGAGGCCGGUUUUUAGAUUGGUUUCUCUCCCUCCCUCCCUCUACUGGACCCGUCACUCUUGCCCCUUUGGUUUAGUUGCUUGUAUUGUGAUUUCUGCCCCACUAUUGAAUACAAACUUCUGUCUGUGUAACACUUUGAAAUAAACGUUUCUCUAUUCUGG
This is a messenger RNA of Electrophorus electricus (electric eel), 4577 nucleotides long. NCBI's taxonomy places the organism in Eukaryota, Metazoa, Chordata, Actinopteri, Gymnotiformes, Gymnotidae. The record is from RefSeq and is a predicted model, not a curated record.